AUGACGAUCGAAAGAGCUCGAGUCCCGUUAAGCCGGUGGCAACAAGCGGCGGUUGCGAUGGGAUCUGCCGUCGGUGCGUUGGUAAAUCCUCGCAGGGCGGAUCUGAUCGCGGCUCUAGGUGAAACCACCGGGAAACCAGCUUUCGAAAUGGUUCUCGAAAGGAUGAAGAAGAGCCCCGAAGGACGAUUAUUCAUUGUGAAAUUGGCGAGAGAGAGAGAGAUUAUAUGGGCGAUGAAGCAGAUGAAGAGCAGAAGAAAGCCUAGUCUAGCAAAACAAGGGAGCGAGAGAUCAAAGAGAGGCACGUCUCAGUCAAGGAGUCAAUGUUUCUCGAGUUUUUUUCUCUUUGGCAUAUUUCUAGGGAAUUAG
Messenger RNA from Microthlaspi erraticum, 366 nucleotides. Lineage: Eukaryota; Viridiplantae; Streptophyta; Magnoliopsida; Brassicales; Brassicaceae. The record is from the annotation of a GenBank genome assembly.